This is a messenger RNA of Apaloderma vittatum (bar-tailed trogon), 495 nucleotides long. Its product is annotated as transcription factor GATA-5. The annotation marks the transcript as partial. Gene Ontology annotation, biological process: cell fate commitment; negative regulation of transcription by RNA polymerase II; positive regulation of transcription by RNA polymerase II. The record is from RefSeq and is a predicted model, not a curated record. Gene Ontology annotation, molecular function: DNA-binding transcription factor activity, RNA polymerase II-specific; zinc ion binding; RNA polymerase II cis-regulatory region sequence-specific DNA binding. The transcript has 4 exons. Lineage: Eukaryota; Metazoa; Chordata; Aves; Trogoniformes; Trogonidae.
UCUUCAUCUAGACGUGCUGGCCUAUGUUGCACUAACUGCCACACAACCAAUACCACACUCUGGAGAAGGAACGCCGAAGGGGAGCCCGUCUGCAACGCCUGUGGGUUGUACAUGAAGCUCCAUGGGGUACCACGACCUCUGGCCAUGAAAAAGGAAAGCAUCCAGACGAGGAAAAGGAAGCCUAAAAACAUUACCAAAGGCAAAACCUCAACAGGGUCUACGACUUCGGCCACUAACUCCCCUUCUUCCAUUACGAACUCAGACAGCACGGUCACUUUAAAGUCAGAGCCCAGCACAACCUCGCAGUAUCCCGGACAAACCAUCGUGUCGGUGUCCCAGGCGCAGAGCCAGUCAGACGAGGCGCUGGCCGGCGGUCACGGCGAGUUCAAAUUCGAGCCCGAGGACUACACCUUCUCCCCCACCACCAUGGCCCCGCAGCCCGGGCUGAGCGUGCCCCUCCGGCAGGACUCCUGGUGCGCCCUGGCACUCGCCUAG